Molecule: messenger RNA, 2099 nt
Organism: Lagopus muta (rock ptarmigan)
Lineage: Eukaryota; Metazoa; Chordata; Aves; Galliformes; Phasianidae
Gene: LAD1
Product: ladinin 1
Exons: 10
Coding region: 352-1569 (405 amino acids)
Molecular function (GO): structural molecule activity
Source: RefSeq, a predicted model, not a curated record
AGUUGUCUCCAAAACCCUGGGAGACCUGGAUGGAUCCAGCCCAGAGCGCGGGUCUCGCUGCGAGCCCUGGCACAGCAGGCAGUGAGCUGAGCUCUGCUUUGCGUGGCACUGCUGGGCAGGGCGGCUUUUGCACGGCGCUGCUAGUAGACAAAUUACAGCCCUGCCUCUGUCCAGGUAGAUAAGAGACCAUGUGAUGCAGCGGGGUGGAAAACGGGCUGCAGGAGGGUAAAGGUGCACAGGGAAAUAACCUUGCAGGUUCCCUCCCUCUUCGGGCAGCCAGUCCACGCCAAACCACCUUAGCCUGGAUGCUUGCGAGGUUUUGGGGCUGCCGGAGACCCACGAGAAGCAGUGAUGUCUUUCAGCAGGAGGAAUUGGUCUGACCUCUCCAGCCUGGCCAGGCAGAGGACACUUGAAGAUGAAGAGGAGCAGCAAAGGGAGCGCCGGCGGAGGCACCGCAGCCUGCUGUCCUCCUCAUCCGUGGAUGAAGACCACCCCAGCCCUGGGAAGGACCCCAGCCCCGCUCCCAGCAGGCCCCAGGCCCCGGUGAAGCCGAUGGCUCCUGAGGAGGGCGAGGAGCGUAAGCUGACAGAGGUGCUGAGGACAAAAGAAGGGAGACGGAUGAGGUCACCAAUGGCAGUGUCUGAGAAACCAAAGCAGGAGAAGGAGCAGCAGGAGGCAGGAAUGAAGCCACACGAGGGGCAGGAGAGCAUCACGGCUACAGAGCGGGGUCAGGAUACAGCCCCAGCCCCAGCAGGAGAGCAGCACCCAGUGCAGAGCCAUGAGAGGAAGGUGACAGCAAGAGGACGGCUGCAGGACAGAGAGGGAUCGAGCGUGGGGACACAGAGGGGAGAGCAGAGGAGGGAGGAGGAGCAGCAGCGAGUGGCUCCAGAGCUGGGGGGCUGCCGGCUGCGCGAGGUGAAGAUCCUGACCCGGACCAGGAGCUCCAGCACGGAGGAGAAGGCGGCCUCAGAGGGGACCUCACCUCCAGCCCAGCAGAAACCAUCCAGGAAUCCCUCAAAGGAGGGAAUGCAGCCGCCUCCCAGCCAGGAGGAACCUACAGAAAAGCGGGAUGCCCCUCCAGCUCCUGCCACCUACAGCACCUCCAUCAGAAGAAGCAGCCCACGAACGGUCUCCUUUCGGGUGAUCUCAAACAAACAGAAAGAAGAAAGUGAGAGUCCUCUCGCAAGAAGUGCAAGCAUGAGGAUCCCAGGCAGCAGCAGCAGCAUUGAGGAGAAGCUGGAAAAGUACACAUCAGCUGUGCAGCGCUCGGGCUCAGUGAGAUCUUCCCUGACUGUCCAGAAGAGCCUGAUGCUGACUUCAGAGGGGGUGGCCAGCAAACGCAACUUCUUCGAGGCCAGCGCUCCCAGCAAGGCAGAGCCGCUCACUGCCAGGAAGGAUAACCUGAAGAUCCCGGGAUCGGUGACAUCGCGCAUUAACCUGUGGAUCAGCCGAACUCAGGAGCCUGCCAAGGAGGAAAAGAGCAAGGACAUCAGGAAGAUCAACAGCCUGCCAAGGCGUGACGGCUGGGUGAAGCAGCCCAGAGAAACCCCUGCAGACCCCGAGUUGUAACAAUGCCAUGCACAACAUUAUCAGAUGAUAAAAACUGUUCUGCUCUGAAGAUCAAAGCCUGGCCCUGCCCUGCCGUCCAGCAGCCCAUAGUGCCGAUGAGUCCCCACUGCCACCUGCGGGUGGAACGGUGUGGCCCCGGGUUCUCCGCUUGUGGGCUGGAAAGGAAGAAGGCUGGAAGUCCGUCCCUGCAUCCACUCUCCUCGCUCGCUGCCUGGCCAGGAUUACCCAGACCUGGAGGCUCCCUGCAGACUCUGAGCAGACCCUUGCCUUGCUUUCCUACAGCAUUGUGGUGUCCUGCUCCCAUUCCCUGGCUGUGCCCCAUAACUGCGCUUGCUGAAGGGAUCUGCCCAUCCCUGCCCCUUGCAGCCGGAUCGUGUCAGCAGUGAGGCUGCACAUCUAUAAACUGUGCCCAGCCCCAUGUGUGGGGCGAGGUGGGGGGCAGGGAGAUGUCACCCCUCCCCAGGGCUGGCCCAACCAAAGGCAAAGGCCGUAAAGUGUGUGUGCCACUAUCGUAGCCUGGAGACCCCAAA